AUGGGAAACAUCUGCUCCCGCUCAAAAAACGAACCCGAACCCUUCUCCCGUCCCGGUCGCGUCCUGGGCUCCAAUCCCCCUCCCCCUUCUGCGGGUGCUCCUGGAGGGAAGAAACCCGCCGGCCCGCGCGCCCCGCUCCCCGCAAACUCCAAAUCCAAUUUCGGCUCCCCGGGGAGGACCUUAGGGGAUGCCGACGACGCCGGUGGUCAGAACUCCGAUGCUCGUACUAAUGCAGCUUUGGCGGCGCAGAAACGCGCAGAGUCCUCGACUCCAGUCGGAAAGGGUAAACUAGGAUCGAAAUUGGCGGCGCAGAAGGCUCAGACACAGACGCAGACCUUGAAUGAGGUUAGUCACGACGAGAGAGCAGCGAGGGAUGCGGACGACGCGGCGAAUACGAGACGCUGGGAGUGA
Messenger RNA from Aspergillus affinis, 411 nucleotides. RefSeq lists its product as uncharacterized. Bases 1 to 411 code for a protein of 136 amino acids. The transcript has 2 exons. The record is from RefSeq and is a predicted model, not a curated record. Lineage: Eukaryota; Fungi; Ascomycota; Eurotiomycetes; Eurotiales; Aspergillaceae.